AUGAAUAACUCCACAUUGAUCCUCAGCAUAAAUGAGACGUCUAUGAAUGCUACGACUCCUUUUAUUGGGCUCGUGAACAUAAUAGAAAUAUGUGUCCUCAGCAUCAAUAUCUUGUUUGCUUUUCCAACAAACUCCUAUGUUAUAUGGCUCAUCAUCAAAGGAUCAGAAAGUUUUGCAUCUGAGUUUAUCAACGUUAAUCUCUCUGUUUGUGAGAUUUUGAUCUGUCUGUAUUGUUUCUUUAAAAUCCUGGCGUUUUGGUUUUUAAGUCUCCUGCCAGUUGCCAUCUAUUUCCAUGGGCUGCUAAACGCCGGUCGUCCUCUGUUUCAGUGUCUGAUGUGUGUCGAGCGUUACCUGGCGGUGGUUCAUCCUGUAACCUUUCUGAAGUACAAACCUCUCAGAUAUAAAGUGAUCUGCUGCACUGUUGCCUGGAUCAUUUGUCUUGGAUCCUGUUUCGGCAGCAUGUGCAUUUUAUUCUUAUCUACUGUUAAUGUUUUUGUAUGGUUUCUUUCAGUGCAGUUCCUCGUCUUUCUCUCCAUUCAGAUGUUCUGUUGUCUUGCUGUUCUCAGAGCUCUGAAGCAGUCAGGACCAGGAGAGAGAGCGAGAGACAGAGAGCAGGAAAACCACAUGAAGAGAAAAGCGUUUUAUCUCAUUCUAUUAACUACUGUAAGCAUGCUGAUCGGAUAUUUUCCUGCUUCAUUUCUUGGAUUUAUUUAUUUAUUUGAAGAUCGAGCUCUAAAGCAGUCAGGACCAUGA
Molecule: messenger RNA, 753 nt
Organism: Triplophysa dalaica
Lineage: Eukaryota; Metazoa; Chordata; Actinopteri; Cypriniformes; Nemacheilidae
Product: proteinase-activated receptor 3-like
Exons: 2
Coding region: 1-753 (250 amino acids)
Biological process (GO): positive regulation of Rho protein signal transduction; phospholipase C-activating G protein-coupled receptor signaling pathway
Cellular component (GO): membrane
Molecular function (GO): G protein-coupled receptor activity
Source: RefSeq, a predicted model, not a curated record